Molecule: messenger RNA, 2642 nt
Organism: Pyrus x bretschneideri (Chinese white pear)
Lineage: Eukaryota; Viridiplantae; Streptophyta; Magnoliopsida; Rosales; Rosaceae
Product: RNA polymerase I termination factor-like
Exons: 2
Coding region: 610-2478 (622 amino acids)
Source: RefSeq, a predicted model, not a curated record
CAACCCCACCAACCCUCAACGAAGAACAACCUGAUUAGACAAAACCCACCCCCUUACCGUCGUCCUACCUCGAUCCUCUCAACCCAACAACUCUCCCCUCUCGCAGUAAGCCAACAACCGUCAUAAAUAGGAGUACAAGAGCAGAAACCAAGACAAUCGCAGAUCUCGCAAACAAGACAAACCUGUAAUCCCCACGCACGAAGGCGAAUCUCACAAAGGAGCAAGCACUCUCACACCACGGAGAGAAAGAAUUGAUUAGCACCAUAUUCUUGUCUACUUUUCUUUUGAGUUUGGUCAAUCAAUUUCCAGUGGCACUUGUUUUGUCAGUAAAAAUGUAUUUUUUUUGUUAAAAUAAAGGUAUAAAAAAAAAAAGGAUCACUGCCGUCAAUUGACAUUUAGCGAGAUUCCUUCCUUCCGGUUGGUUUCUGUCUCUUGUCAGCGUCACUAACAAGUCUGCUCCUCCUCCGUCCGCAUCGUCCCAUCGAUUCCGGCCGUAUUAACACCUCCAUAACUCCAUAAGCAACAAGCAAAAGCAGCUACCUUGGAGCCACAGACACACAGAGGAUUGAAUUUGAUUCGAGGAGAAGAAAACAAGGCCAAAAGAAAUACAUGGGAAAGGAAAAGACUACAGAUUUGGAGUUUGAAGCAAGGAAAGAGAAGAAAAAGUUGAAGGAGAAAAGGAAGACAGAUGAACCAGGUAGAAAUUCCACUUUGAUUGAAGGCUCCGAGGACAAAAUAAGUGAGGCAGUUCAGGUGGAGAAAUUUGACAAGAAUGGUGAAAGUGGAGAAGGGGUCAAAAAGAAAAAGAAAAAGAAGUGGGAAAUGGAGGGGGUCGACGGUGGAUUGAAGUCGAAGCAGAAUGAUGUACAGCAGCUCGGAAAUGAUAAAGAGAAAUCCAAUGAAUUUGACAAGAAUGUAGGAACUGAUAAGGAAAGUGGGGAAGGCAAUGGUGGAACUGAUAGAGAAAGUGGAGAAGGGGCCAAAAAGAAAAAGAAAAGGAAGAAGGAAACAGAAGGGGUCAAUAGUGAAUUGAAGUCGAACCAGAGUGACGAACAGCUGCUCGGAAAUGAUGGAGAGAAAUCCAAUGGGAAAAUCAUGGAAGAAGCUGACAUUGCAGAUAACAAAAAGAAGAGAAAGAAACUAUCUGAGGAUGACGAAAUGAGUGAUGCUGAAAUGAACAAAAAAGAAGUGAAUAAAAAGAAAAAGAAAAAGAAGAAAGAGAAGACAGAACAGGUGGGUGGUGAAUCGGUACAGAACAUUGUAACUGAUGGAAAGGAGGCUGGAGUAGAAGGUAAGCAUUCAGAAGGGCAAGUCAUGGAGAAGGGUGGAAUCAUGAGAAAAGAGAAAACAAAGAACAGUAAGAAUUCAAGAAGUGAAAUGCAGGAAACUGGAGGUGAGAAAUUGGGAAGCGUAAGUGGAACUCAAGAAAAUAAUUCCUUAGAGAACGAUAGUAAUGUUCAUGGAACUGGAGACGAGAUAUGCAACAGAAAUACAGAGGAUAAAAAUUCUGCACAUAAAGAAACAUCAAAAAGAGUACAUUUUGCUGAUGAUAUUGAGGUCUUUUCACUGUCUGAUGGCUCAAAAGAUGCAGAAGUGGGCAAGGUACGAGGUAAGCGGUUUUCAGCAGAAGAAGACGAGCUUGUGAAAAAGGCUGUUUUAACAUACAUAGAGGAACAUCAGCUGGGUGACGAAGGCAUUGACAUGGUACUCAAUUGUAAGAAUUACCCUGAAAUCAGAAAUUGUUGGAAGGAUAUUGGGGAAACCUUACCCUGGAGGGAUAAGAAAAGCAUAUAUUAUCGAGCCCAUAUGUUAUUAGAACGAGCUUCAGAACGUACUUGGACCAAGGAAGAGUAUGAAAAAGUCAGACGUGCCGCUAUCGAAGCCAAGGAGAAAGGUGAAGCCAAACCCAACUGGAGAAAGGUGGGUAAUGAACUUGGCAAACAUAGAAUUCAUGUCAAGGAUGCAUGGCGUAGAAUAAAACUGCAAAACAUGAAGACAGGAGUGUGGUCCCAAGAGGAGUACCAGACUUUGUUUGAUUUAGUGAACAAGGAUCUGCGGAUGCGGGCGAUGGAAGAAAAAAAAUAUUCCAAGCAUGGGAUGCUGCGAGAUAAUAUUAAGUGGGAGGCAAUCAGUGAGACUUUGGGCACCAGAACCAAUCCUGUUUGUUGCCAGAAGUGGUAUAACCAAUUGGCUUCACCUUUGGUAGCUGAUGGUCAGUGGGCUGAUGUUGAUGACUACCGCCUAGUUUAUGCACUUGACAGCUUGGAUGCUUGUUGCAUGGAAGAAGUUGAUUGGGAUGAUCUGCUUGAGCAUAGGUCUGGAGAUGUAUGUAAAAAGCGAUGGAAUCAAAUGGUCAGACACAUUGGUCAGUAUGCGAUGAAGUCAUUUGCAGAACAAGUUGAAAUUUUGUCGAAACGUUAUUGUCCUGAUGCGCUUGAAGCAAAGGAAGCCUGUGACAGUAAGCCAGUAGUCGAGUAAGAUUUAUCUGGCAUCAAAUUAGCUGAUAUAUGUUUGAUAGUGUUGAACAUUUAGUUUGAGUAUUUGGUAUCAAAACUGGCUAUAUUAUGUUUUGCUUUUUUCGUUUUUAAGCUUUUGUAUCAAACUGGUUAUGUUGAAGAACUCUCCUUGCCGUUUGUUUGACA